Molecule: messenger RNA, 1186 nt
Organism: Misgurnus anguillicaudatus (oriental weatherfish)
Lineage: Eukaryota; Metazoa; Chordata; Actinopteri; Cypriniformes; Cobitidae
Gene: bnip4
Product: BCL2 interacting protein 4
Biological process (GO): mitochondrial outer membrane permeabilization; positive regulation of apoptotic process
Cellular component (GO): mitochondrial outer membrane; nucleus; nuclear envelope
Source: RefSeq, a predicted model, not a curated record
ACAAAAGAUUUCGUCAUUGUUUUUCAGGGCGCUGAAGCUGUCGUAUGUUUGUUUCUCUCAGAGAGUUUCUUUUUUUUCGCGUACUAACACAUCUUACUACAUUUAAGAAGCGUAAUAUAAUAUAAAACAACAUUUAACAACAAUGUCAACGCAGAAGCUUGUAACACAAGAUGAUGGUCUUCACGACUCAUGGGUAGAGCUUCAUUUUGAUUCAAGCAGUGAGCAUAGUGAAGGCACACCAACCCUGUGUGAUAUCACAGACCUGGAAAAAAUGCUUCUGGAAGCCCAACGUGAGUCCAGCAGCAGUUCACGGACAAGCUCUCACUGUAGCAGUCCUCGACGAAUCCAGACACCUCCACUGGUCCAGACACCUCUACUUGUCCAGACACCUCCACUCGUCCAGACACCUCCAGUCAUUAGUCCAGCCUCCUUCAACAAACACACAAAUAUACAGGGAGAAGUCGUUACCGAGAACAAACAGGAAGCCGAGGCUGUCAUGAGGAUCUGUGACUGGUCCAGCCGUCCAGAGAAUGUACCACACGCAGCAUUUAUUAUUAAACGGCCAAAGAGGAACCAAAUGAGCAAAAGAAACACAACUAAACCUGAUGAGGAAAUGAACACACAUUUGCUGAAGCUAUUGCUGCCCUCCCUAGUCAUUACACACAUCUUAAUGCUUGGAUUGGGGAUCUGUAUUGGACGGCGUCUCACUACUCAGUGUUCUGCUAUCUAAGUCAUCAUAGCAAACAAAUGUGUGUAUGUUGUCUCAGGGUCUCUCUGGCACAGGCCAAAGAAAGCACCUGACAUCUUUUUCCUGGCAUUUGUUCUUCUGGGAAAAUUCAGGGCUUUGUAAGUGGACACUGUGAAAACACGAAACUCUCAGCAAUAACUUUUUCGGUUUCUAGCAGGGAGAUUUUUUUUGCCACAGAAUUUAUAUUGUGUAGAUAUGUAACUUCUACAUGGAAAUAUGACUUAUACAUUUCAGCCUUUUGAUUUGAGUUAAAAGUGUUAAAAUAAAUAAACAUAUAGUGUUUAGGUCACAUUGUAGUUUUUUUAAGCUGACCUGCUUUUGUUUUAUAACAGUCCAAGUAAAUAAAUACACAUAUAUUCCUUAUUCUGAUCAUGAUAUGCAAUGGAAAAUGCUCCAUAUUGCUGAAAAGAAUAAACUUGUGAAAGCCAAAUAUAUAAA